This is a messenger RNA of Guyanagaster necrorhizus, 2286 nucleotides long. RefSeq lists its product as uncharacterized. NCBI's taxonomy places the organism in Eukaryota, Fungi, Basidiomycota, Agaricomycetes, Agaricales, Physalacriaceae. Gene Ontology annotation, biological process: protein K48-linked ubiquitination; proteasome-mediated ubiquitin-dependent protein catabolic process. Gene Ontology annotation, molecular function: metal ion binding; ubiquitin protein ligase activity. Gene Ontology annotation, cellular component: cytoplasm; membrane; intracellular membrane-bounded organelle. The coding region runs from base 1 to 2286 and encodes 761 amino acids. The transcript has 10 exons. The record is from RefSeq and is a predicted model, not a curated record.
AUGGACACCACUUCACAAUGCUUGUUCAAAAGGCUAUCUCGACAUUGUGCGCUGCAUCUGCGAGAAUGGAGGCGCAGACUUACACUCCGAUGGCACGCGGCAUAUAGACGCCCGAAGCAAGGGAGGUUGGACACCUCUAAGUCAGUUCAUUUCAAUAGCACCAUUUAUUCAAGCUUAUCCUCUUCAGUGAAUGCUGCGUCCAAGGGCCACCUUCCCGUCGUCCUGUAUCUUCUUACUAAACAAUCUGCCAAUCCUUUGGUUCGCAAUAACUGGGGUGAAACGGCGUAUGACACAGCCGCAGCGGUUUUUGAGGUUUGGAUUUGCGAGGUUUUACAGAGAGCUGAAACGGAACGUUGGAGGAACACGACGGUAUCUUAUGACACUCUCGCCGUUCACACGACUGUUGCUCUUGUCCUGUAUGAGAAUCAAAGGCUGGAUACACGUCUCAAAACGCUCGCGGUGUCUGGAGGUAGGCCUAAAUUCUCUGUGUCAGGCUUAGGAAAACAAGGUCGGAAACCGCCCUUCGAACUAAGAAUGCCUAAAUCGGACGAUAACGUGGGCGACGUAGCCGCAUGGCGCAGCGACGUGCAGCUGCCCCUCCGAAAUAGUCCUUGGAAGCUUCCUCUUCCUCGAUCGGACGAGCGGCACGCACUGGAAGGAGCGGAGCGGAGUCAUUUCUGGCUUUCGGAUUGGACGCUGGAUAUGACCCAUCCAGGAGUCGACGUGGAAGACGGUUGGCAGUACGCGCACCAUUUCAAUGACCCUGAGGAUCAAUGGUCGGCAGAGAGGCCGCCGCAGCUAGUAAGGCUCUUGACGGGGAGCGGGAGCGUCAUUUUGGGUGCGGCUGGGUCUUCGUCGAGACGGUCAUCAUACUCCUCUUCAUCGAUUCCUCAUGCGCCCCACACUUGGGUCCGGCGAAGAAGAUGGGUACGUGUUAUGCGUAGGAGAUUGGAUAUCCCGCCCCUGCCAUUCCUGCAGCCCGAUGGUAAAAUGUACCAUCUGGAUGGAGAGGGAGAUCUCAUACCAUACAUCGAUGAUAGUCAAGAUAAUGCAGAAGGAGAUUCGGAAGGCCAGGAGCUUGGGCAGAUGCAGUCGUUUUUAUCAUCAACACAAGAUUAUGUCGGGAGGGCCAGGUACCUGGUAGGAACACAAUCAUCUCGUGAUAUUGAUGCGGCUUCGUUAUCUGCCAUCGAUGCUCGACGGGCGAUUGCUAAGCUUGAACGUGCAACGAUGGAGCUGAGACAGGGAAUACUGGGUGAUGACGAUGUUGAUAGGAAGAGACAAGCCGAAGUGCUGCUGAAUGCAUAUAGCAGGGAUCUUGAACGAAGAAGGCUAGCAGCAGGUGCUCAUGGUCUCCUUAUCUCAGAUGACGAGGAACACGAGGAUUAUGAUGAUGAUGAUUCAGACGACGAGUUCCAUUACCCAGGAGCCUCACCCUUGGAAACGUUGCGUUCCUCAUCCCGGAUGUCCAAUUCGACGGGCUCUUUCAGUCAACCGGGUUUCCGUUCGACAAAUCGUGUACCAACUGAUUUGACUCCUCAGCUAUCGCAGGCCCCUGAUUUCCGGGUGCCCACUCAUGAAGCGCCACAGAAGGUGGCACGGUGGGCAUCUCCAAGUCGUCAUCAAAUACAUCGCUGGGAGAAAGACGAGGAUGUUUAUCAAUGUAGGGACUGUCAGAGAAGGUUUACAUUCUUAAAUCGACGUCAUUGUCGCCGUUGCGGACGCAUCUUCUGCGACAGAUGUUCAUCCUAUAGAGUGUUGCUUGAUCCAUCAGAUAUUGUGCAAGAGCCAGGUUUUCCCGAAGGCGUAGCGACGUCCAGUUCCCAGAGGGUCUGUUGUGGCUGCCAUGACGAGGUGAACGGGAACGUACCGAGUAGCCUUGUAGGCAUGCGCGUCAACUCCAUGGAACGUGUCUUCGUUGAUCAAGGUCUGCUGACGAUACCCAGUCCCCUGUCAAGAGGGGAUACCAGUUCGCAACUGAGUGAUCUUGCUGAGUGUCCAGUAUGUAAUCGGAAUCUUGAUGCUAUUGGGAACGCAUCGGAGCAGGAGGCCCAUGUGAAGAACUGCCUGGAAGGUGGAUCAGGGACUACGCCUCAGACUGCCAAAUAUCUUGUUUAUAGCUUACCAGCAGAAAGUACACUUAUCGGUGUUGAAUGUGUAAUAUGUCUGGAAGAAUUCGCUAAGGGUUCCGUGGUCGCACGCUUGAGUUGUCUAUGCAGUUUCCACAACACUUGCCUUUCUUCAUGGCUCCAGCGCGGAAAGAGCUGUCCCGUACAUGCUCGCUAA